GUAAAUAAUAUAUCAUCAUAUCAACACCGAAAAAUGCUGUAAAUAUUAGUGCCAAAAAUUCAAAUAUAUAGAACUAUAUCUUUCAUAAAGAAAACACAUAAAUAAAGAAACACCUAUGUACCCGCAAUCAAAAGUUCCGCCGGUUCGGCCACGCUCCAGCUUAUCAACCGACGACCAUCAUUAUCGUAUCCGAGACUGUGAUUCACGGCACUGCCGCAAAAAACCGAAUAACGCAUUCAUAACGCUUGUCGGUUUUUGUUUGGUGCUGAUUGUUUUGUGCGCAUUCCUACUGGGCGCGCUCAUUUACGUCGGUCGCACAAUUGUGAAUGGGCCCGCAGCUGCCACUGCAACAACAACAACAACAACAACAGCCGGCGAACAUUUGACAAAUGAACAGCUGUUUUCGCCAGCAAAUUUAUCAAUUUUACGGAUAAGAACAACAACCGAUUUCUCCACUUCUGCAGCUACUAGAAUAAGCAAACCGAAAAUGAAAUCCGCAAAAUUAGCUAUUGAUCCAGCCGUGGCUGCCGCCUCCAAAGUAUUGGAGAAACUGAGUUUUCGAUUGCCCAAAGAGAUUCGCCCACAACACUACAGUUUACGUCUGCAACCUGAUAUGGUGAAGAAACUUUAUCAGGGCACUAUUACAAUCAAAUUGGAAGUGGUGAAACCAAUAUCGUACAUACCCGUGCAUGCGAAAACGUUAAACGUAAGCACAGAGGAGGUAAUGCAGUUGGGUGAAGCUGGUGCGCCCGUGGCUAAGCUCUCGCCAACAUUGACAUUUGCACAUCCGGAAUUCGAGUAUUGGGUAACGGAAUUCAAGGAUCCAUUGCAAGUUGGUAGCUAUACGCUGCAAUUAGCAUUUAACGGUUCGCUAACCGAUCGUAUAGUGGGUUUCUAUGCCUCGUCGUAUUUGGAUAGCAAAACGAAAGAACGAAGAUGGAUUGCCACCACCAAGUUCGAACCAACCUAUGCCCGCACUGCUUUCCCUUGCUUCGACGAACCAGCGCUAAAAGCCGCUUUCAUCAUUACAGUAGUGCGUCCAACCGAGGGUGGUUAUCACGCGCUAUCAAAUAUGCCUAUCGAAUCUGAAGUCGUUAAUGGUAAUGUGACGGAAGUAACUUUCUCGCAAAGUGUGCCCAUGAGCACUUAUUUGGCCUGUAUAAUUGUAUCUGAUUUUGCUUCUCAGUCGAAAACCGUAAAUGGCACCCUCGAAGGUGCUGAUGAUUUUGAAAUGCGUGUGUUUGCAACAUCCAAUCAAAUUGAUAAGGUCACUUAUGCCUUGGAUAUUGGUGUCGGCAUCACCGAAUAUUACAUUGGGUACUUCAGCGUAUCUUAUCCGCUACCAAAAUUAGAUAUGGCUGCGAUACCUGAUUUUGUUUCGGGUGCCAUGGAACAUUGGGGUCUGGUGACGUAUCGGGAAACAGCGCUGCUGUAUGAUCCUACAAUCAGUUCGAGUGCUAAUAAGCAGCGGGUAGCUACUGUGGUGGCGCACGAAUUAGCACACAUGUGGUUCGGAAAUCUGGUUACCAUGAAGUGGUGGAAUGAUUUGUGGCUGAAUGAAGGCUUCGCCAGCUAUAUUGAAUACAAAGGAAUUAAUAAAGUGCAUCCAGAAUGGGACAUGCUUGAUCAAUUUCUUGCCUCUGAUUUGCAUAGUGUGCUCAAUCUUGACGCCACUUUGGCAUCACAUCCCAUUGUGCAAACAGUUGAAAGUCCUGCGCAAAUUACAGAACUCUUUGACAGCAUAACAUAUUCGAAAGGCGCUUCCGUAAUACGUAUGUUAGAAGAUCUGGUGGGUGAGGAGAAGUUCCGCAAUGCCACUAAGAAUUAUCUGCUUAAAUUUUACUACAGCAACGCAGAGACUGACGAUUUCUUAACAGAAAUUGAAGCAUUAGAAUCUGAUUUUGAUGUUAAAUUAAUCAUGCAAACAUGGACUGAACAAAUGGGUUUGCCUGUUGUGGAAGUGGCGAAGGAUGGUAAUACAUAUACUCUUACACAAAAGAGAUUCUUGUCGAAUCCGGAGGACUACGACGCUGAGUUCGAGGAAUCGAAAUUCAAUUAUCAUUGGUCCAUUCCAAUCACGUAUUACACAAGUGACAAUGCUGAUGUUGAGCGUACAAUUUUCAAUUAUAAUGAUAACGAGGUCAAAAUAACUCUUAACUCCACUGCUGAUUGGAUUAAAUUUAACAAAAAUCAAGUCGGCUAUUAUCGUGUUAAUUAUGCGCCUGAGCAGUGGCAGCAACUAACGAACGCCCUAAUUAGCGCCCGUGGUCAGUUCAGCAAUGCCGAUCGCGCACAUCUCAUCAAUGAUGCAUUCUCUUUGGCCGAUGCUUCACAGCUGGACUACAGCAUUGCACUGAACUUAGUGUUAUACCUGGAAAAAGAGUUGGAUUAUGUGCCAUGGAGUGUGGCUAGUUCGCGUCUCUUAGAUAUCAGUAAUCUGCUCUACUACACCGAUUCAUAUCGCGACUUCGUAGUUUUCGCACGCAAGCUAAUAGUGAAUGCUUAUGAAAAUGUCACAUGGACAGUGAGCACUGAUCAUUUGGAUAAUCUAUUACGUGUAAGUUUACUAAAUUUGGCCGGCCGUUUCGGUUAUGAGCCCAUGUUGAAGGAGGCAGCUACUCGUUUUACCGCUUGGCUUAGCAAUUCCACUGACAGGCCUGAUCCGGAUAUACGUUGGGCUGUGUAUUACUUUGGCAUGCAAAGUGUAGGCGAUGAAAAGUCAUGGGAUCAGAUAUGGGAGCUAUUCAUUAACGAACAAGAUGCGCAAGAGAAAGUCAAAUUGAUGGAAGCUUUGUCGGCAGUAAAUUCACCGUGGAUAUUACAACGUUACAUCAACUUGGCAUGGAACGAGAGCUAUGUACGUAGCCAGGAUUAUUUCACUUGCCUCUCGUACAUAUCACGCAAUCGCAUUGGACAAAGUUUGGUGUGGGAUUAUGUGCGCGAGAAUUGGCCGAAUUUAGUUGAGCGCUUCGGCAUUAACGAACGUUAUUUGGGCCGAUUGAUUCCAACGAUUACGGCGCGAUUUGUCACACAAACGAAAUUGGAGGAAAUGGAGGCAUUCUUUGCCAAAUAUCCUGAAGCUGGUGCUGGUACCGCAGCACGAAAACAAGCUCUGGAAACAGUCAAGUUCAAUAUCAAAUGGCUGCAGCUGAAUAAGCAGAAAAUUGCGCAGUGGCUAUCAGAGCAAACCACGGUUGAUGAAAGUAUAACGACGACAACUGUGGAGCCGACAACUCAGCCGGCUAGCACACAGUAAAUUUCCGAAUUUAUAAAUAACGUAUUCCACCCAAAGUCAUGAUAAUUGCGUGAUUUUAUUAAAGCUUUUGUUUAUUUUUUACUCAAAUAGUAUUUUACAGUAUGAAUUUAUGUAACUACUAUACAUGAAAAGUGUUAGAUUUGUUACAGUUUAUUGAAGUGCAAACAUUUGAAAUGGAGACAAUAAAACUGAACUGUUUAUAAAAUGAAGU
Messenger RNA from Rhagoletis pomonella (apple maggot), 3467 nucleotides. Its product is annotated as glutamyl aminopeptidase-like. The transcript has 11 exons. Bases 116 to 3256 code for a protein of 1046 amino acids. Gene Ontology annotation, molecular function: zinc ion binding; peptide binding; metalloaminopeptidase activity. The record is from RefSeq and is a predicted model, not a curated record. Lineage: Eukaryota; Metazoa; Arthropoda; Insecta; Diptera; Tephritidae. Gene Ontology annotation, cellular component: cytoplasm. Gene Ontology annotation, biological process: proteolysis; peptide catabolic process.